AUUUCAGUUACUUUUCACUCUCCUGGUUGGUAGCUCCAGAGUUAGAUUAUAGGCAAUGAGUAUAUGAGGGAUUCGCGAUUAGACGAACUCUUGCACUCAAAUCUAUACCUUUACUCAAAAGUGGUUUGCAUUCAAAUUUUAUCGUGAAAAAAAGAGAAAUUUAAGUGCGGGCUUUGAGCAUAAUACCGUAUAAUUUAAUUAAGUAAAGAACUUAUCUAAGAUAUGCGAUUGUGAUAGGAUGAUUUCAAGAACCCCACUCAGGAGUACUCCUUUUGGAGUACACAUCAUAUUUGUUGCUGUACUCUUCACGUUAAUUCAAUCAUCGAAACAGGACUGUAUUUGGUAUGGCGUUUGCAAUACCAAUGUAUAUUCGCACAGUCAAAAUUGUCCCUACAAUGGAACAGCCAAGGAAAUGCCUAAGGAUGGUUUGGAGCUGCUGAAGCAGCGAUGUGGUUUUCUGCUGGAAAACAGUGAAAACAAAUUUUGUUGCGACAAGAAACAGGUUGAGCUUUUGAAUAAAAAUGUGCAGCUGGCCGGUAAUAUAUUGGACCGAUGUCCAUCCUGCAUGGAGAAUUUGGUUCGACAUAUCUGUCAAUUCACUUGCUCACCAAAGCAAUCCGAAUUCAUGCACGUGGUGGCAACGGAUAAGAGUAACGAUGUUGAAUAUAUAACUUCCGUGGAUUUGCAUAUAUCGACAGAAUAUAUCAACAAGACUUACAAAUCAUGCUCUCAGGUUUCUGUACCACAAACAGGUCAAUUAGCAUUUGAUUUAAUGUGCGGAGCUUAUUCAGCAUCACGCUGUAAUCCUACAAAAUGGUUUAAUUUUAUGGGAGACGCCACUAACCCAUAUGUUCCGUUUCAAAUUACGUAUAUUCAGCAUGAGCCUAAAUCAAAAGGCAAUCAAUUUACGCCUUUGAACGUAACAACUGUUCCAUGUAACCAAGCGGUUAGCAGCACACUACCCGCGUGUUCAUGUUCGGAUUGCGACAUGUCCUGUCCUCAGGGACCGCCAGAACCAGCUCCUCCAGAACCAUUCAAAAUAGCAGGACUUGACGCCUAUUUCGUUAUUAUGGCAGCUGUGUUUAUUGUUGGAGUUCUAGUAUUCCUAAUGGGAUCGUUUCUGUUUACACAAGGUUCGUCAAUGGAUGACAAUUUUCAAAUUGACGGCAACGAUGUUUCUGAUGAACUGGCUUAUAGAGAAAACGAUUCAUAUUUUGAAAAAUUGGGCGCACAAACAGAGAGCCUUCUGGAAGCCUUUUUCACCAAAUGGGGAACGUUCUUUGCAAGCAAUCCUGGGUUGACUUUAAUUGCCGGCGCAUCCUUGGUUGCAGUACUGGGGUAUGGCAUUAGUUGUGCAGAAAUAACGACGGAUCCAGUUAAACUUUGGGCGUCACCAAAUUCGAAGUCCAGACUUGAAAGAGAGUUUUUUGAUACCAAGUUUUCCCCAUUCUAUCGUCUUGAACAGAUAAUAAUCAAAUCUGUGAACUUGCCUCAAAUCGUCCACAAUACUUCAAACGGCCCUUAUACGUUUGGUCCGGUGUUUGAUAAAGGCUUUCUAUCUAAAGUAUUAGAUCUCCAAGAAAGCAUAAAGGAAAUCAACGCAAAUGGCACACAGUUAAAGGAUAUAUGCUUUGCCCCCUUAUCAGAUGAUGGAAAUGCAGUUGAUGUGUCCAAUUGCGUUGUUCAGUCGAUUUGGGGAUACUUUGGCGAUGACCGUGAAAGAUUGGAUGAGACCGAUGAGGAUAAUGGAUUUAACGUUACCUAUUUGGAUGGCUUGUACAGUUGCAUAAGUAAUCCGUAUUUGUGCCUAGCUCCCUAUGGUGGUCCCGUAGAUCCAGCCAUUGCACUUGGUGGCUUCCUACCGCCUGGAGAACAACUAACAGGCAGUACAAAAUACGAGUUAGCCAAUGCAUUGAUUUUGACAUUUUUGGUCAAAAAUCACCAAAACAAAAAAGAUCUAGAACAUGCCUUAACGUGGGAGAAAAAGUUCAUUGAGUUUAUGACAAACUAUACUAAAAACAAUAUGUCAGAGCAUAUGGACAUAGCUUUCACAUCAGAAAGAUCGAUAGAGGAUGAGCUUAACAGAGAGUCUAAGUCAGAUAUUUUAACGAUUUUAGUAUCCUACUUAAUUAUGUUCAUGUACAUUGCGAUAUCGCUGGGACAUGUUAAGGAAUUUAAAAGAGUAUUUAUUGACAGUAAAAUUACCCUUGGUAUAGGUGGUGUCAUUAUCGUAUUAGCCUCAGUAGUUUCCUCCGUUGGCAUUUUUGGUUAUAUCGGUGUGCCGGCCACCCUGAUUAUUGUGGAAGUAAUACCCUUUUUAGUAUUAGCUGUUGGAGUGGAUAACAUUUUUAUCCUUGUCCAAACUCACCAGCGUGAUCAACGCAAACCCAAUGAAACCCUUGAACAGCAAAUUGGUCGAGUUCUAGGACGCGUUGGACCAAGUAUGCUGCUAACUUCCUUGAGUGAAAGCUUUUGCUUCUUUCUUGGUGGCCUUUCUGAUAUGCCGGCCGUUAGGGCUUUUGCCUUAUAUGCGGGCGUAGCCCUAAUCAUUGACUUUUUAUUGCAAAUUACCUGUUUUGUAAGUUUAUUUACUUUAGAUACUAAACGCAAGGAGGAAAAUCGAAUGGACAUUUGUUGUUUCAUUAGGGGAAAGAAACCUGAUGGUAUAACUAACAAUGAGGGCCUAUUGUACAAAUUUUUCAGUAGUGUUUACGUCCCAUUCUUAAUGAAGAAAAUAGUUCGAGCUAGCGUAAUGGUAAUCUUUUUCGCAUGGCUAUGCUUUAGUAUUGCCAUUGCCCCAAAGAUUGACAUUGGGCUUGACCAAGAACUGGCGAUGCCCCAAGAUAGUUUCGUUUUACAUUAUUUCCAAUCGCUGAACGAGAAUCUUAACAUUGGUCCGCCAGUGUAUUUUGUCCUUAAAGGUGAUUUAGUUUAUACAAAAAGUUCAGAUCAGAAUUUAGUUUGUGCAGGUCAAUAUUGCAACGACGAUAGCGUUUUAACGCAGAUUUACUUAGCUAGUAGACACUCAAACCAAACAUAUAUCGCUCGCCCUGCAUCUAGUUGGAUCGAUGAUUACUUUGAUUGGGCGGCAGCAGCGUCUUCUUGCUGCAAAUACAAAAAAGACACGGGAGACUUUUGUCCGCAUACAGAUACUUCCUGUUUAAGGUGUAAUAUAACAAAGAAUUCCCUUUUACGUCCAGACGAAAAAGAGUUUGAGAAGUACUUUCCAUUUUUCCUUAAGGAUAACCCGGAUGACUCGUGUGCCAAGGCCGGUCAUGCCGCUUAUGGUGGAGCUGUUCGGUAUUCCAACAGCCAUGAAAGACUGAACAUUGAGGCGUCAUAUUUUAUGGCCUACCACACGAUAUUAAAAACCUCGGCAGAUUAUUUUCUGGCACUUGAAUCGGCCAGAAAGAUAUCGUCAAAUAUUACACAAAUGUUACAAGGCAGACUUAUGUCUAAUGGAGUUCCUAUGGAAUCGGCCUUAACGGUCGAAGUUUUCCCCUAUUCAGUAUUUUAUGUGUUUUAUGAACAAUAUUUAACCAUGUGGUCAGAUACGUUACAGAGCAUGGGUAUAUCAGUUCUUUCCAUAUUUGUUGUUACAUUUGUUUUGAUGGGCUUUGACGUUCAUUCCGCAUUAGUUGUUGUAAUUACAAUAACAAUGAUUGUUGUUAAUUUAGGAGGCCUAAUGUAUUAUUGGAACAUUUCUUUAAAUGCCGUUUCGUUAGUAAAUCUUGUUAUGGCUGUCGGAAUAUCUGUAGAAUUUUGUUCGCACUUGGUGCACAGCUUCGCUAGUUCGAAAUCAAUCAGUCAAAUUGAUCGAGCAGCUGAUAGUUUAUCUAAAAUGGGUAGUUCUAUUUUCUCCGGGAUUACUUUAACAAAAUUUGCAGGCAUUUUAGUUUUAGCUUUUGCGAAAAGUCAAAUAUUCCAAGUAUUUUAUUUCCGAAUGUAUUUGGGGAUUGUAGUAAUUGGGGCGGCUCACGGCCUAAUCUUUCUCCCGGUUCUAUUAAGUUAUAUUGGGGCUCCUGUAAGUAAUGCUAGAUUAAGAUAUCAUAGCCAGGUAGCUGCUGAGCAGGAGACAGCACUUGCGGGAAUUCUAUAAAUCAAUCCCAUAGUUGUAUUGUAAUAAUCUCAAAAAUAUUUUAAAUGUUAAAUGGUUAAGGUAAUAAAUAAUAACAAAUGAAUUUCUGGAUUUAUAUAUUU
Molecule: messenger RNA, 4200 nt
Organism: Drosophila eugracilis
Lineage: Eukaryota; Metazoa; Arthropoda; Insecta; Diptera; Drosophilidae
Gene: Npc1a
Product: NPC intracellular cholesterol transporter 1
Exons: 12
Coding region: 239-4099 (1286 amino acids)
Cellular component (GO): membrane
Molecular function (GO): lipid carrier activity
Source: RefSeq, a predicted model, not a curated record